Molecule: messenger RNA, 1794 nt
Organism: Hevea brasiliensis (rubber tree)
Lineage: Eukaryota; Viridiplantae; Streptophyta; Magnoliopsida; Malpighiales; Euphorbiaceae
Product: disease resistance protein At4g27190-like
Exons: 3
Coding region: 1-1794 (597 amino acids)
Source: RefSeq, a predicted model, not a curated record
AUGGGGUUAGGCUUGUUUAAUCAACGCACCACACUACAAGCAACAAGAGAUAGACUACUUAAAGUAAUCAGUAAUCUUAAAAUGUCUUGUUUGUUACUGGAAGGCGACAACCAUGAACAAGUCAAAAUCCAUGAUGUAGUUCACCGCUUCGCAGCCUCAAUUGCAUCCAAGGAUCAUCAUGUCUUUACUGCAAUAUAUGAAACUGAGUUGGAGGAAUGGCCGAAUAAAGGCUUCUUUGAACAAUGCACAUCAAUCUCCUUGCCAUAUUGCAAAAUCCCUAAGCUUCCUGAAGUAUUUGAAUGCCCAAAACUCGAGUCAUUUUUUAUGUUUAAUAAUUCCUUGCUCAAAAUCCCGGAGAAUUUAUUCAGUAGAAUGGAAGAGCUCAAAGUCUUGGAUUUGAAGGGAAUGCACUUGUCACCACUGCCUUUAUCACUUCAAUACCUUGAGAACCUCCAAACAUUGUGUUUGGAUGGCUGUGUUUUGGAAGACAUUUCUGCAAUCGGAGAGCUAAAAAAAUUGCAAGUUCUUAGCUUCGUUCAAUCUACCAUUGUUCGGCUGCCAAGUGAAGUAAGGAAAUUGACUCGUUUGCGACUUUUGGAUUUGAGGAGAUGUCAAGGACUUGAAGUGAUUUCGCCAGAUGUCCUAUCAAGGUUAGCCCAGUUGGAGGAAUUGUACAUAGGGGACGGCAUUGCGCAAUGGAAGGGUGAAGGACAUGAUGAACCAAGAAAUAAUGCUAACCUGUCAGAAUUGAAGCUUUUGUCAAAGCUCUCCACUUUAGAGGUACAUAUCAUGGAUGCAAAUAUCAUGCCCAAAGAUUUAUUUUCUGAAAAACUGGAAAGAUUUAGAGUAUUCAUCGGUGAUGAGUGGGACUGGGACUGGCACGAGUACGAGAGAUAUGCUGAUUACAGAAGCUUAAGAACGUUGAAACUCAAGCUUAGUAGAAGCGCUCUGUUGGAGAGGGUAAAAGUGUUGCUGAUGAAAACUGAAGAUUUAUAUUUGGACGACCUAAGGGGUUUAAGAAGUGUCCUCUAUGAAUUACACGACCAAGGUUUUCCUGAGUUGAAGCAUCUCCAUUGCCUUGGGAAGCUUGAAGAAGUGGAUGUGAGUAGUUGCGAAAUUAUGGAAGAGAUAGUAGUUGAGGAAGGAAAAGAUGAUGAGGAAAUUAAUUUGAUACAAAUACGAUCCUUGACGUUGGAUAAUCUACCUCAACUUACAAGCUUUUGUUCGCAAGGCCAAGAGAAGGGGUGUUCUGCAUCCCAAAGAAAGCAAAAGGAAGCAGCAGUUGGUACAAGCUCUAAAGAAAUUGUAUGCGAGGACGAGAUUGAAGCUCCGUUGCCACUUUUCAGCAAAAAGAUUGGAUUCCCUAAUUUGGAAGAUAUCAAAUUGUCUGGGAUUAAUGUGAAAAUGAUAUGGCCUAAUCAACAUAUAGAAUCAUCUCUAUAUAUUGAAAAAUUAACGACCUUGAUUGUGGAUGGCUGUGGGAAUCUAAACUAUCUAUUCACAUCCUCUAUUGUUGGAAGUCUCGCACAACUGAAAACACUUGAGAUAUGUGAGUGCAAAUCCAUGGAAGAAGUAAUAAUUGCAGAAGGAGAAGGUGAAAUGAUGAGCAAAAUGCUAUUCCCUAAACUACACUCGCUGAAGCUCAAAGGUCUUCCCAGAAUUGUAAGAUUUUGCACAGCUAACUUAAUUGAAUGUCCCUCCUUGAAAGUGCUGCGGGCAGAUAACUGCCCUCAUCUACAUGCUUUUCUCUCUACUUGCACAAGCAAAAUGGAUUGCACAAGCCAUUUUCAAUAG